Messenger RNA from Lotus japonicus, 714 nucleotides. Its product is annotated as probable E3 ubiquitin-protein ligase ZFP1. Gene Ontology annotation, biological process: protein ubiquitination. The transcript has a single exon. Gene Ontology annotation, cellular component: cytoplasm. The record is from RefSeq and is a predicted model, not a curated record. Gene Ontology annotation, molecular function: zinc ion binding; ubiquitin protein ligase activity. NCBI's taxonomy places the organism in Eukaryota, Viridiplantae, Streptophyta, Magnoliopsida, Fabales, Fabaceae. Bases 1 to 714 code for a protein of 237 amino acids.
AUGACAUCUUUCACUUGGCAAAUUUCUGGUGUUCCUUUGGAUGAAGCUGAUAUAGAAAAUUGCCAAACUCUCGAACAAGACUAUACUGGUGAUUAUUUGGUCAUUAAAGUCCAUGUUAAUCAUCAACCAUGCGUUACUCAACCAGAAAUAAUACAUCCUUUAGUGCCCGAGAGGUCCAUGUUUCUACAUAGCCAUGUACUAAUAGAACAUGGUCUAUCACACAGGCAAAUGAUCAAUUUAUUUGAUCCUAUCCUUCCCUCUGAGUUGGUUCAAAUAAUGUCAUCGAGUUUGAUUACUGGGGCCAAUAUUUUGUUACAAAAUUGUCUUCCAAAUUUCUAUUAUGAAAGUCCCAGCUUUCGUUUGUUCAAAUUGGAUUUGGAUAUUACUGUUCAUAGGUUAUAUGAAUCUGAGCUUGAUGAUGAUGACAUCAUUGAAAUGAUCAUGAGGGAUCAAUCCAUGGGAGAUGUUCAAAUGGUUCCUGCUUCAAACAUUGCCAUUGAAUCCCUCAAGAAAGUGAAGGUGGAAGAAAGUGCUACCAUGGAAAGGUGUAGUAUUUGUCUAACAGAGUUUGGUGAUGAUGGUACUAUGGAGGUUUUAUCAAUGCCUUGCAAGCAUGUGUAUCACCAAGAUUGUCUUGUUCAGUGGCUUAAAACAAGUCAUACUUGCCCUUUGUGUCGCUAUACCAUGCCCACUGCAAUCAUGCCCACUUCUUAA